CACGGGCUAAACUGCGUUUUGUCUGAAAAGGGUGCAUGACGACCAUCGCCCGUGGUCGUCUUGCCGUACAGCGCCUUUUGUUCCAUCGCAGGUCCCUUACUCGACUUUUGACUCAACGAAGGCCUACUCAAGAACCUGCACCUCUUGAAAUUGUCCUUUUUUCCCCUCUACGGUGAUCGACCACAGUUGCUACCCAUCAUAACCAACCCGCGUGACCUCUUCCCGCGGAAGAACCGCCACCUGCGCUGCCACCAGCCACACGUUAUCAGUCGAAGCUCUCCCAAACGCUCCAGACAACCCGCACGCGCAACCUCGACCUUGCGCUGUUGAACUCUACAGUUUCUACAGAGUAUUUGAAAAGAGAAAAGGUCGCUCAAGAGAUAUAAAAAGGAGUCAUGUCGUCGAGAAAGAAGGUGCUCUUGAAGGUUAUUAUCCUAGGUGAUAGCGGUGUUGGCAAGACGAGUUUGAUGAAUCAAUAUGUCAACAAGAAAUUCUCCACGUCCUACAAAGCCACCAUCGGCGCGGACUUCUUGACCAAGGAAGUGAACGUCGACGACCGAAUCGUGACGCUCCAGCUGUGGGACACGGCCGGCCAAGAACGUUUCCAGUCGCUCGGGGUCGCCUUCUAUCGUGGCGCCGACUGCUGCGUGCUGGUCUACGACGUCAACAGCGCAAAGUCGUUCGAGACCCUCGACUCCUGGCGCGACGAGUUCCUCAUCCAAGCGUCGCCGCGCGACCCCGAGAGUUUCCCCUUUGUCGUGCUGGGCAACAAAAUCGACAUGGGCGAGGAGCGGAGGAUGAUCUCCCAGAAACGGGCCAUGGCGUACUGCCAGUCUCGCGGGCAGAUGCCCUACUUCGAGACCAGCGCCAAGGAGAGUAUCAACGUGGAGCAGGCCUUUGAGGUCAUUGCCCGCAACGCUCUGGCGCAAGAGGAGAGUGAGGAAUACGGCGGCGAUUUCUCAGACCCGAUCAACAUCAAUCUUGACCAAGGAAGGGAAGGGUGUGCUUGUUGAGACUUUUUAUUUCUCGGGGUUGGCGGAGGACAUGGCGAUUUUUUUUGGUCGACUGGGUUUCUCUAACGCCGAAGCACAGUCGUCGCGUGCGGCCCCUUUCGCACGAGUUGAGAGAGGGACGAUACUACAACAAAUAGAUUGCACCAAAGUAUGACGUUGAAGAAAUGGACGAGCGCAGCAACCUUUUCUUUCUUGUCUUGGAGUGGGUACAUGAUAUCGAGUGUUUCAUCGCUGUUGGGUUGUUUGUGCACGUUUCAAAGUGUGUUUUGAUCUUUCUGCGUCGAGGCGUUGGGCUUGCUGAGAUCUUUUGGGGGAGGGGGGUUUUCAGGCGCCAGCAGCAAAACGCCACGAAGCCCGGCAGGGCCGUGGUGUGAGAUCCAUACCAACGUACCUAGGUAAGUAGCUCAGUACCUUGAGUAGCCAGGUAGUCGAAUUGCACAAGAGUCGAAACGACGACAACGGAGUACAGUACCCUACGGGCACCUGUAUGGGAUCAACAUGAGUGUGUUGCGGAGUGUUCAGGUAUGGACCGAUCGUCACCCAAGCUGACCUGUGGUGAAGACCUAGGGUACCUAGACAUCUUGAAGAUUUUGUUUCGAAUUGUCUCUGCGCUACUGUUGACACGCUAUUUUUUGGUUUGGUAAAAAAGAGGAACAAGGAUUGGAAGCAUCAAAGUGAU
Molecule: messenger RNA, 1692 nt
Organism: Exophiala oligosperma
Lineage: Eukaryota; Fungi; Ascomycota; Eurotiomycetes; Chaetothyriales; Herpotrichiellaceae
Exons: 3
Coding region: 396-1013 (205 amino acids)
Biological process (GO): regulation of vacuole fusion, non-autophagic
Cellular component (GO): late endosome; phagocytic vesicle; fungal-type vacuole membrane
Molecular function (GO): GTPase activity; GTP binding
Source: RefSeq, a predicted model, not a curated record